Thyridium curvatum is the source of this 1038-nucleotide messenger RNA. RefSeq lists its product as uncharacterized. The record is from RefSeq and is a predicted model, not a curated record. The coding region runs from base 1 to 1038 and encodes 345 amino acids. NCBI's taxonomy places the organism in Eukaryota, Fungi, Ascomycota, Sordariomycetes, Thyridiales, Thyridiaceae. The transcript has a single exon.
AUGGACCACUUUACUCGCUACUAUAGCUCCCAGGUGGCCACUCGCGAAGAGCGGUUGAAGGAUUUGGAGGAGAAGAUGGCGAAGGCAGCUCCCCCUGCCGGCGAGUUCAGGGGGAGCAUAGCGCACGACGGGCCCAGCACUCGAGUCACGCUCCGAGUCAGCCACCACAUUUUCGUGACGACCGAGGCCACGCUGACUGCCGAGAGCCGGUACUUCCGCUGCCGCCUCUGGGGCCUCCACUACGAGGGCUGCCAGUGCUCGGACGGCGCUCAUCCCGACGGCAGGCCCGACGACGACGGGACCUACUUCGUCAACGCCGACCCAUACAUGUUCGAGCACAUCUACGAGCACAUGCGGCUCGGCCGGUUCCCGCUCUUGUACGACGUCGAGACGGCCAACUUCGAGUUCGGCAAGUACGCCGCGCUCCUGCACUGGGCCAAGGUCUUCGACGUAUACACCCUCGAGCGCUGGAUCGAGGAGGAGCGGUACCGCGGCGUCGUGCGCACCGUCUACGAGCCCGUGUACUUCUACUCGUACGAGGACCUCAUGGACCAUCUGAAGUGGCACGACGAGAACGGAGACGAGGACCAGCUCGAGCUCAGCUACAUGUGGGUAGAGGGCGGCCGGGUCUCGAGCAUCUACCGCAGGCCGGGUUGGAGGCUGCAGGAGCGCAGUGCGGAAGAGACCGGAGAAGAGCGAUCGGAGGAGAGCGGUGCGGAAGAGACCGGAGAAGGGCGAUCGGAGGAGCUCCGGCUGCAGACCCCAGAGCCACGGUGCCCAGACGACCACAGGUGGUGUCCGUUUCACAGGGAACUGUUGGGCGUAUUCAUCAGAAAGACCGUUGUUUUCCGCCCGUGGCUUUGCUACAAAGGGUCGUUUCGGGGCGCGGAGGAAGAGGUCCAGGAGGGCGAGGAGGAAGUCAACAAUGGCGAGGAGGGGGAGGUCAACGAGGGCGACGAGGAGGCGGUCAAGAAGGACGGAGAGGAUGAGGAGGAUGAGGUCGCCAGCCUAAGCAGGAGCAUGGAAAGGUUCCAAUAA